Messenger RNA from Labrus bergylta (ballan wrasse), 620 nucleotides. The record is from RefSeq and is a predicted model, not a curated record. NCBI's taxonomy places the organism in Eukaryota, Metazoa, Chordata, Actinopteri, Labriformes, Labridae.
CAAACCCGCUGCUCAUUAAUUCCUCCAUGCAACCUGACCUGACCGUGUCGCGCACCUACACCAGCCCCAUGUGUUUCCAGGACUCCAUCGACAAGGAGCUGAUGGCCGAGCGCUCGCUCCUUGACCCGCUGCCUGAUCUCAAAGGGGUGUCAGAGAGAGCAGAGUACCAUGUCAUGUCCCACCCUCAGACAUUUCCGAGGGGCCUGGCUCCGGACUACAAAGGGGUCGCGGUGGGGACCACGCUGGGCCGGAGAGGAAAAAACCUCUUCACUCCACAAGUCUCCUUGACUCACAGCAGACCUCUGCACAAAGCGACCGCCGCGUUCGGUCACGCUGGAGGGAGGCUUGUUGUACCCAACACAGGUAUCAGUGUGCUGGUGCCUCACGGGGGGAUCGCAGAAGACACUACCUGGGAAAUGUACAUGAUCAUCAACCAGGAGGACAGCAGUGCUGUGUCUGAUGACGCUCCAGAGAUCUUUCUGAGCCCCGCCGUCACGUACGGCCCGCCCGGCCUCGACCUCUCCUGUCCCAUAGCCAUGACCAUCGCCCAUUGUGCCGAGGUUGCCCCUGAAAACUGGACCGUCCGGCUAAAGAGACAACUGCAGGACAACAAGUGGGAG